AUGCAUGUGGAUGCGAUUUCCCAGCACAGCUGGCUCACCUCUGCGCUUUCCGCUGACUUCAAAGCUAAAGCCAUCGAUACCAAAACCAUGAUCGACUCAUUGCGAAUCCCCUUGUUCUAUGUCGGAAAUCCCGACUCGUCUACCACCCUUUGCAAAGAAACACUUGACGACAGUGAAAUCAUGGCUUCAGAAAUCAACAAAGACAGAUUCUACCUUGCUUACUACAGUCGCGACGGAUGGACUGGAUUGGAUGGUGAACAAAACCGAUUCGACGUCGGCUUCCUGGCCCUCCCUAAGAAUGCGGAUCCCAAGUCACCCGAGGAAACAGCGAUGGCAUUUCUUGCAUCUGGUGGACCGAUCAGCGGUGAGCUUGGGUAUGUCUACAGUGCAAAGCGCUGGCCCGCUGCUGCUAAAAUGCAGCGGCUUCACGGGCUACUUUAUCUCGGUAAACUCACUCACUCCCGGGACCAGGUAUGGGAAAUCAUGCAGAAGGUCCCUGUUGCACAAGGAAAGUAUUUUGACUGA
Molecule: messenger RNA, 525 nt
Organism: Coprinopsis cinerea okayama7#130
Lineage: Eukaryota; Fungi; Basidiomycota; Agaricomycetes; Agaricales; Psathyrellaceae
Exons: 5
Coding region: 1-525 (174 amino acids)
Source: RefSeq, a predicted model, not a curated record